AUGCAGAGACUAAACAUACUUCUCUUAGCAUACCCGCUAGCGACGGAUUCCAGCAAAGUCCCAGUCUAUCUAGACCUUGACGAACUUGACAGCUAUCCAACUCCCUCCAUAGUCAAGAAGGAGGCUCCUGCUGCUACUAGCUCCAAGCCACUCCCAGCUCCCAAGGCCAACCCAAGGACUCGUGCUUCCACGGCGAAAAAGAGGAAAGGCCUUGAAGUCAGCGCUCCAAGCUCAGAAGGGUUCUCCUAUGACGAGCUCAGCUUCACCGAUUCCUUAGAGCCAAUGACAUCCUUCCUCAACAAGGGCCUCCAGCAUUUGCUCCACUUGUACAACGAUGCAUGUGGUACCGUCGCCCUUCAUGAAGCCAGGAUCAAACAGCUCGAAAGCACCGUUGCUGACCAAGGUGCCAUUGCUGAAGCGAAGAGCCGGCACUAUGAGGAUAAGCUGAAAAAGGUUUGA
Helianthus annuus (common sunflower) is the source of this 459-nucleotide messenger RNA. RefSeq lists its product as uncharacterized. Bases 1 to 459 code for a protein of 152 amino acids. The transcript is spliced from 4 exons. NCBI's taxonomy places the organism in Eukaryota, Viridiplantae, Streptophyta, Magnoliopsida, Asterales, Asteraceae. The record is from RefSeq and is a predicted model, not a curated record.